Messenger RNA from Nematolebias whitei (Rio pearlfish), 592 nucleotides. Its product is annotated as zinc finger protein 771-like. The record is from RefSeq and is a predicted model, not a curated record. Gene Ontology annotation, molecular function: RNA polymerase II transcription regulatory region sequence-specific DNA binding; DNA-binding transcription factor activity, RNA polymerase II-specific. Gene Ontology annotation, cellular component: nucleus. Gene Ontology annotation, biological process: regulation of transcription by RNA polymerase II. Lineage: Eukaryota; Metazoa; Chordata; Actinopteri; Cyprinodontiformes; Rivulidae. The coding region runs from base 13 to 549 and encodes 178 amino acids. The transcript has a single exon.
UUGAUGCGCCACAUGCUAACCCACACAGGAGAGAGACCAUAUCCUUGUCAGAUCUGUGGGAAUAGAUUUGGACUAAAACAUGAUUUGUUAAGCCACAUGAGAACUCACACAGGAGAGAGACCAUUUAGUUGUAAAAUUUGUCAUAAAAGUUUCAGCCAAAGUGGCACAUUGACUAAUCAUAAGAGGACCCAUUUAAGUGAGAAACAACAUUGCUGUGAAGAAUGUGGAAAAUAUUUCACCCAAAAGGGGGCAUUAAAGGUUCACAUGAGGACUCACACAAAUGAAAAGCCGUAUUCCUGCAACACGUGUGGAAAAAUUUUUAGAUCCAGCACUGGUCUGCUCUAUCACAUGAGAACGCACACUGGUGAAAAACCUUAUUGCUGUAAAGUUUGUGGGAAACGAUUCAUUCAAAGCAGCCACUUGCUGCAUCAUAUGAGUACCCAUACUGGUGAAAAACCUUAUUGCUGUAAAAUUUGUGGGAAAAGAUUCAGUCAACGCAGCCACUUAGGCAGCCACAAGAAAAGCUGCCUCAGAACCUCCACAGAGUAAAGAGGAACAGUAGGAACCAGGACUUUUCUCCAGGUGGUAGGUC